Molecule: messenger RNA, 4054 nt
Organism: Callorhinus ursinus (northern fur seal)
Lineage: Eukaryota; Metazoa; Chordata; Mammalia; Carnivora; Otariidae
Source: RefSeq, a predicted model, not a curated record
AUGACCGGCUCUUCUCCGUGGACGGUGUCCCGCGGCCAAGAGGCGCCUGAUGGGGCCUGGGAGCGCUUGGCUCUGAGCUCAGCCCACUUCCCAGCACCAUCGAGGCUCAGGCUGUGGGACCCUGAGGAGCAGAGAAGGCCCGGCCCGCCAUGCACAUCCCCAAGGUCCCUCAGCAGGGCAGGGGUGGCCAACGGAGCCCCGUGGCGGCUGGCCUGGUACCUAGGCGUGAUGGGGAAGGAUGAACUGAAGGAGUUCCAGCUUCGGCUGCCUGAGAAGCCGCUCUGCAAGCCCUCUCCCGGCGCCACCCUGGCUCAGCUGCAGAAGGCAGAUGGCAUGGAGGUGGCCUCAGGCCUGGUGGCUCAGUAUGGGGAGCAGCCGGCCUGGGACCUGGCCCUCCGCACCUGGGAGCAGAUGGGCCUGAGCCGGCUGUGCGCCCAGGCCGGGCCGAGGCGGCCUUCAUGCCAGGUGAGCGCAAAACCCCCUCUGUCCACUGGCCAUCGCCUGGCCCCGGAGCCCCUGGGGACCCCCACCCCGGAGCCCCCCCAGGCCUUCCUCUGGGCAGCGACUCGGGACCCCUCUCCUCGCCAAAGUGCACCCAGCGUGCAAUCCCCCAGCGGGCUCACCUCCACCGACGUGCAGAGGUUCGUCCAGGCCGCAGAGACGGGGUGUUGGAGACAGCCACCGGACACAUCUGGACACACGCGGAACCGUAAGGCUGGCCGUGCCGGCCCCGGGGCCCCCCGCGGAUUCCACCCAGGAGACUCUUCCUUGACCUUUUACCAAGCCCUUCCAAGCUCCCCAGACCAAGAAUUGCCACUCCAGGAGUCACCCAGUGCUCCCACGUCCACGGCGGUCCUGGGGGACUGUGGGUCCCCACUGCAGCCCAGCCCCGAGCCCAGAAAGCAGGAGGCUCCCAGGGCUGGGUGGCCUCCAGUCGAAACAUCUGGAAACCAUAGCACAGCCCAGGCCCCUCCCACGGCCCUGGCAGGAGUGUGCCGGGGCGUCGGCAGCGCGCACAGCACGCGGCUUGGAGUGGGCACCUCAAACAGCUGCCGGGUGAACGGGAAGGCACCACACCUGAGGACGAAGAGGCCCUGCCCCACAGCGUCGUGGGGCGCUGAGGAUUUGCACCAAGAAGUCAUACAACUGCUGCUUCUCAAUCAACCUCACCGCAGAUGCCAGGAGUCCCUAACCAAGGGGGACUGGCACCACGGGGCGGUAGAGGAGCAAGGACAUUUGAUUGAGGUCAAAGACUUGUUUGGCCCAGGCCUGGGUGCCCAGGAAAAACCUCGAACUGUCAUCCUGCACGGGGUUACUGGCAUCGGGAAGUCAGAGGUGGCCAGGCAGGUGAGGAGGACCCGGGAGGAAGGCCGGCUCUACAGGGACCGCUUCUCUCUUCACGUCCUCUACUUCAGCUGCAGGGAACUGGCCCAGCCCGAGACGAUGAGUCUCACAGAGCUCAUCACAAAGGGCCGGGCUGCCCCCGUGGUUCCCACUGAACAGAUCCUGUCUCAGCUGGGACAACUGCUCCUCAUCCUCGAUGACCUGGAUGAGCCAACGUGGGUCUUGAGGGCAGAAGCCGGUACACACGCUCUGCUGGGCAGGUUGCUCAGGAAAACCAUACUCCCCGAGGCAUCUCUGCUGAUCAUGGCGCGGACCACGGCAUUGCAAAAGUUCCUUCUCUCUGCGGAGCGGCCACGGUGGAUGGAGGUCCUGGGGUUCUCCGAGUCUGGCCGGAAGGAGUAUUUCUACAAAUAUUUCAGGAGUGAAAGCCAAGCAGUCAGAGCCUUUAGCUCGGCUGAGUUAAACCAAGCACUGCUGACCAUGUGUCUCAUGCCCUUGGUGUCCUGGCUGGUCUGCACUUGCGUGAAGAAGCAGAUGGAGCAGGGAGAUGAGCUCUCACUGCCCCCCCAGACCACCACAGCCCUCUGUCUGCACUACUUUUCCCAAGCUCUGCCAGCCCAACCCCUUGGGACUCAGCUGAGGGGCCUCUGUGCUCCAGCUGCCGAGGGCAUCUGGCAGGGAAGGAGCCUGCUCAGUUGGGAGGAUCUCAGGAAGUGUGAGUUGGAGGAGGCCACCAUCUCCACUCUCUUAAACAUGGGCACUCUUCGAAAGCAUCCCUCCUCCCUGAGCUACUGCUUUGCUCACCGGUCCCUCCAAGAGUUCUUUGCAGCAGUGUCCUGCGUGCUGGGGGGCAAGGACAGGAAAAUCCACCCUCCCGACAGCACCAGAGAGCCGGAAAACCUGCUAAAGGCAUAUGGGAGUCUCAACCCGUUUAGGGUACCAACCAUGCGUUUCAUGUUGGGCCUUCUGAGUGAGCAGGGGGAGCGACAGAUGGAGGCGGUCUUCCAGUGCCAGGUGCCUAGGGAGAAGAAACAGGGACUGUUGUUCUGGGUGGAGGCGGAGGUCUGCAGCCAGCUCCCCAUUCUACAGCAAUGCUCUCUGCCCAUGUGCCACUGCCUGUACAAGAUUCAGGACAAGGAUUUCCUGGCACACGUGAUGGCCCAUUUCCAUGGGGCGAGCAUGUGUGUCCACACUGGCCUGGAGCUCCUGGUGUCUACGUUCUGCAUGAAAUUCUGCAACGUGAAUAAGCUUCAGUUGAAUGCGCACAGAUGCCUGACACCCACCCCGUUUGAGCUGAUGGAGCAGCUUGCUCUAACCAUCCUCCAAUUCUUCAACCCUGUGAGCUUCCCUAUCUGGGUCCCCCCCCAGCGCAGUUGCAAGGGAUGUGCACCCCAGACCCUGCCCACACAGCUCACACCUCUUCUGUCCGUCUCCCCCUCCCUCAGGCUCAGCGGGGUCCCAGUCACGGAUGCCUGCUGGCGGGUUCUCUUUUUCACUCUCUGGGCCACUGGAAACCUGAAGGAGCUGGACCUGAGUGGAAACUGCCUGAGCCACUCCGCGCUGCAGAGUCUGUGCGAGCCCCUGAGGUUCCCUGGCUGCCACUUGGAGGCCCUGCGGCUGGCCGGCUGUGGUGUCACGGCUGAGGGCUGCAGGGACCUCGCCUCGGCGCUGAGCUCCAGCCAGACCCUGACCGAGCUGGAGCGGAGCUUCAACUCGCUCCUGGACAAGGGAGCCGGGCACCUUUGCAAGGGGCUGAGACGGCCGGGCUGCAGGCUAUGCUGGCUGUGGCUGGUAGGUUGUGGCCUCACGUCCGGUGGCUGCCUGGCCCUGGCCUCCACACUGGGCGCCAGCCCCAGCCUGAAGGAGCUCGAUCUGCAGCAGAAGGAGCUGCAGGACGUCGGCAUGUGGCUACUCUGCUGGGGGCUCGGGCACCCUGCCUGCCGGCUCACACUCCUGUGGCUGGACCAGACCCAGCUGAGUGAGGAGGUGACCCAGAUGCUGAGGGCCCUGGAGGAGGAGAAGACUCCGCUGCUCAUCUGCAGCAGAUGGGAAGGGGCUACCGGAGAAGCCUGGACUCCGGCCACACGUUCAAAUUGGGACAAGCAGAAUUUAAGUGAGGAUGUCAUGGUGACAGCCCCAGCGUCCUCUAAGAUCUCGGGGAGAAUGAAGGCCUCCGUGUCUAGGAAGCCAAGUGUGACAAUGGCUAACGAGGGCCCGAGCAAGCGAGAGACGAGCGGCACGUCCUCACUCAAGCAGCAGGGACGAGAAUCAGAGGGACGCUCCCCUCAAGUAGCCCAGGUGGGACUCUUCCGUCUGCCUUCUCCGGGGGACCUGCACAGGGAGCCUCUAGGGACCGAAGAUGACUGCUGGGGUCCCCUGGGGCCUGUGGCCACUGAGGUGGUUGACGAAGACAGAAGCCUAUACCAAGUUCGCUUGCCCGCGGCUGGCUCCUACCACUGGCCCAACAUGGGUCUCCGCUCUGUGGUGCGAGGGCCCGUGACCAUCGACGUUGAAUUCUGCGCCUGGGACCAGCUCCUGAGCGGGAUGGUCCCACAGCAGGCCUGGAUGGUGGCAGGGCCUCUGUUUGACAUCAAGGCCGAGCCGGGGGCCAUGGUGGCUGUGUACCUCCCCCACUUCGUGGACCUCCGAGGGACUAACACCCGAGGGGGAGCAUGACUCUCCCCAAAGGCAGGGCGGAGACACCAGAGCC